Molecule: messenger RNA, 1110 nt
Organism: Rotaria sp. Silwood2
Lineage: Eukaryota; Metazoa; Rotifera; Eurotatoria; Philodinida; Philodinidae
Source: the annotation of a GenBank genome assembly
AUGGCAUCUCACAUAUCUUUCAUAGCCUCUGGAUUAUUAUUAGUAAUCAUUACUAUUGUUGUUCAAUCGGUUCCUAUUGAGAAAACUAAAGACAUCGGUCAACCAUCUUGGAUAAAAAAUAAACAGGUUGUCAAUCAUCAUCUGCACAAACUUAUUCAUUCGAUAAUAACUACAUCAAGCUCGACUAGUACUACAACAAAUCCAACGACUACAGUUUCUCAAAGCUCUUUAUCAACAUCGACCAUAACACCAGAAAUAACUGAUAAGAAAAAGAAACGUUAUAUUGAUGAUGAUGAUAAUGAUGAUGAUGCAUUGGGUCGACUUUUAGAUAAUGAAAGUUAUGAAAAUGAUGAAUUAGAUUCUUCUCAAUUACCUUAUUUUAAAUAUGAAAAUGUUGAUAAUAACAUCGGUCAUAAGUUUCAUACUAAAGUACAAGAAACAACAGCUAAAAUUCAUGACAAUGCAGAUAAACUAGUUGACACAGAUGAUUCAAAAGCUUUUUCUGAUAUUACAAUGACUCCAAGUGAAUUAACAGAUAUUGUACGUCGACGCCGUGAUGUUAAAUUAAAUGAUGAAUUAAAUACAAGACGUAAGCGAUCUAUAUCACCAUACAAUUUUUAUGAUACUGAUUCGUUUUACGACCCAUAUGUUGAUUUGAUCGAUGGGUAUCAAUAUAUUCGUCCAACUCGUUCAUUUGCUCCACUCUAUUGGUAUCCAAGUGUCUAUCAACGGAAUAUUCGUUCAGCUCUUGCACCAUCAUUCUAUGAAUCAUCAGAAUAUCCAAUGAUUAGCGAUAAUAAUGAAAAUGAUGACAGCCUGGUUCCAAUGUUUGACGAUGAUAUUGAAGAUGACAAUGAAUAUGAAAAAAACCGUUAUCCUAUUUUAUUAAAAUUAUCUAAUAGUCCAUUAGAUAAUAUAGAAUCACCAGAACAAUAUGAUAGAAAUAUUUUAUCGAUUGAUGAAGAUCUUGAAGAUAUAUUUAAUGAAAAUGAUAAGGAUGAUAACGACGAUGAUGAUGAUAAUGAUGAUGAUGAUGAUGAUGAUGAUGAAAGUGAUAAUGAAGCACAAUAUCGUUUAAUUUAUCAACGGAAACGCCCAUAUUAUGUAUAG